Molecule: messenger RNA, 666 nt
Organism: Cricetulus griseus (Chinese hamster)
Lineage: Eukaryota; Metazoa; Chordata; Mammalia; Rodentia; Cricetidae
Source: RefSeq, a predicted model, not a curated record
CUACGAAGCUGAGUUAUCCCUACGCCAGCUAGUGGAAGCCGAUGCCAAUGGCCUGAAGCAGAUCUUAGAUGUGCUGACUCUGAGCAAGGCUGACCUGGAAGCACGAGUCCAGUCUCUGACAGAGGAACUUCUGACCCUCAAAACCAACCAUGAAGAGGAAAUCAAUUCCUUACAGUGCCAACUUGGGGACAGAAUCAACAUUGAAGUAACAGCUGCCCCUUCCAUUGAUCUAAAUCAAAUUCUACAAGAAAUGAGAUGCCGAUACGAGUCCAUUGUGGAGACAAAUCGUAAAGACGUGGAACUAUGGUUCAAUACACAGAUGGAGGAACUGAAUCAGCAAGUAGUGACCAGCUCUCAACAACAACAUUGCUGCCAAAAGGACAUAAUUGAACUGAGACGUACCAGGAAUGCCCUCGAGGUUGAACUGCAGGCCCAACACCGAAUGAGAGAUUCCCAGGAAUGCAUUCUGACAGAGACAGAGGCCCGCUACACAACCCUGCUAGCUCAGAUCCAGGGUCUGAUCCAUAACCUGGAGGCUCAGGUGGCAGACAUCCGGGGUGCACUGGAAAGACAGAACCAGGAAUAUGAAGUUCUGCUAGACACCAAAUCCCGGCUGGAGUGUGAGAUCACCACCUACCGCAGCCUUCUGGAGAGUUUGGAUGGCAG